AUGUUGAAUCCCGAAUUGGCCGAAACAUCAUUUUACGAUAUCAAGUCGGAUCAGCCGACUCUCCAAGAUGCUCUGAGAACCCUGAAGUCUUCGGAUUUUAUUGCAUGGCACUCAUCAUUUUUGGAUUUGAUUGGACCGAGUGCGAAGCUCGAGCGGAUCCAGUCUUUUGAGGGCGAACCUCUUACCGUCCACGAAGCUCCCGCAUAUGUUCCAGAAACCAACGAACUGUUUUUCGCCGAUACGCAAGUUACAGGGUGGCUCUGGGCUAUCGAGGUGGACACGUUCCAGACUCGGAAAGUCGAGACAAUCCCGCCCCUACCAAAUGUCAACGGAGCUCGUUAUCACCAAGGAAGAAUCUACCUAACUACAAAUGGUGGCUCGGCUCGUGGUAUAUGGUCUCUCGACCCCAGAGAUGGUACCGCGACCCCAGUCGUGAACAACUUCCGUGGUCGGCAUCUCAACAGCCCCAACGAUGUCGCAUUUGAUGCACAAUCCAACAUGUGGUUCACCGAUCCCCCUUACGGCUGGUACCAGGGAUUUCCCGAUGUUCAAUCUCCAGAGGUACCCACGGGGAUUUACUUUUUUAAUAUGAAAACAAAAGCCUUGAAUGUCGUCUCCAACAAUGUUGUUAUCAUGCCGAAUGGCCUUGCUUUCUCUCCCGAUGGCGCAACACUUUACGUCGCAGAUUCUAACUCGACAUCUGGAAAGCCUAUGGAGCACCAUCCUGCCAGUCUAAGAAACGUCUGGGCGUUCGAUGUGAAAGGCUCACUACUGAGCAACCCCCGUCUCAUUCAUCAAACCGAAACUGGUUGGCCCGAUGGUAUCCAAGUCACACACAAUGGAUAUGUCCUAGUGGCAGUUUAUGGAGGAGUGGAUGUCAUUGAUCCUGAGACAGGAAAUUUGCUUGGCAAGAUCAAUACACCGGAUGAUAUUGUUUUCAACCUGGAGAAGGGCCCUCGUCGCGGAAAUGAGCGAGUGUGGUUGCUGACAGGGCAGAAAUACAUUUAUAGAGCGACUAUCAAAGAGCCUUAG
Molecule: messenger RNA, 1032 nt
Organism: Penicillium manginii
Lineage: Eukaryota; Fungi; Ascomycota; Eurotiomycetes; Eurotiales; Aspergillaceae
Product: SMP-30/gluconolactonase/LRE family protein
Exons: 3
Coding region: 1-1032 (343 amino acids)
Source: RefSeq, a predicted model, not a curated record